Messenger RNA from Cooperia oncophora, 762 nucleotides. The record is from the annotation of a GenBank genome assembly. Lineage: Eukaryota; Metazoa; Nematoda; Chromadorea; Rhabditida; Trichostrongylidae.
AUGCUGUUGUGGACUAGUUAUUCUAAUACUGAGGCAUUUCCGUUUUGCCGGGGACAGUCAAUCGAAUGCCCUUUUUUUUCCAAAAAACGUCGCGUACUUUUUGCCGUAUUUGAUCUCGGGCUUGAAAUUUUAGGCCAUGUUGCUCUUUAUAUAGCUAUUUUAGCAUUUUUGGCAGCAUGCUACGUCCUAUUCGCGGCAUAUAGUACAGAAUUUUUAUGUGUUGGUGUAUUUGAAGAUAAUGCAGUUGCUACCGUCACCACCAUGCAUACUUACAAUGAGGCAUGGAAUGCCUCAGAUACAGAAGAAUUUAACAAAACAUUCGCUGCAUGCUCAACCCACAAAUCGGUGUACAAUAGCUUCAUUCAAGAUCGUUGGCUAUUCGAGAAAAACUUUGGUGACACGCUCCCGCACCUGGAUCUUGAUCCAAUUCGAGAAAAAUUCAAUGAAAUAAACGUCUCUUAUUUGACCCCAAUCUAUGAGAAAUACAACAACUUUGUGCAGGUAAGCUACACGUAUAGUUCGAUCAAGGCACGCCUCUGUUUGGGAGAGGCGCGGCAUCUCUCCCAAAUACUCCCAGCGAGUCUUCAUCUCUCUCUUACCGACAAGCAGAACCUUAUUCAGGACGUUCUAGACGUUUUAUUCUGCAAGUUUGAAUUUUGUUUCUCGGCCCAUUACUUAUUUACAGUCGCACAUCUACCUUCACCAGCACCAUUGUCUGGAACCCUUUCCACGGUGAACGGAUGGGCGGACUCCCCUCACUAG